This is a messenger RNA of Ipomoea triloba (trilobed morning glory), 2776 nucleotides long. Its product is annotated as sphingoid long-chain bases kinase 1-like. The record is from RefSeq and is a predicted model, not a curated record. Bases 348 to 2627 code for a protein of 759 amino acids. Lineage: Eukaryota; Viridiplantae; Streptophyta; Magnoliopsida; Solanales; Convolvulaceae. Gene Ontology annotation, cellular component: cytoplasm; membrane; intracellular membrane-bounded organelle. The transcript has 9 exons. Gene Ontology annotation, molecular function: kinase activity. Gene Ontology annotation, biological process: sphingosine biosynthetic process.
ACAACUUUUAAUUCUGUUUCGUCGAAGGCGUAAAGCUGGAAGGAAAAUAUUUUCGUCUGCCAUUCUCUUUCCUUCUGCUCUACCAAACACUGAGAGAGAGCAAAAGUGGUCGGCUUUUCCGCCCGGAACUGUUUCGUUAAACCACUGACUCUUCUUCUCCGAUGAAAUUAUCGCCGGAAUCGUCAUUUUCUCAUCGCCGAUCGCCACCGGAGAACCUCUCAGACAAUUAUUUCCACUGGAUUGUUUUGGCGUAAAACCCUUAAUCUACAGGAUAAUUUUCUACAGUGUUAGCUGCGGGUUGUCGGGCUCUCGGGAAAUUUUCACUCUGCGUUCUGCUAGGAUUUAAUAUGCAGAAGAGUGGGAAUCUUCCCAGGAACAAUUCUUUGAGGCUCGCAGCGUCUCCGCAGUCCCUUCGUCGGCUUGGUUUUUGCUCUCAGAUAACGACUGGACAGCAUUCGUCUCCGAUCGUCUUCCCGGAGAAGCGUAACAAAGGGAGGAACUUGGCUCGGCCGGACAGAGACAUUGGAGGUGCUAGCGAUUUCAAUGAUCCUAAGAAGGAUAAGAGGGAGGAGCACAAGAUUGAUAUUGGAGACGAGCAGUCUGACCUUCUAGGAUAUGAAGUUUUUACCGGGAAAUUGGCCUUGGACAAGAAAAAGGCUAGUAAAAAUGAUGAUAAGGAAUCCUCAAAGGAAAUUGCAAGCCAGGAUGCUGUUGAUGCUAAGCUUACAAGUAAAGCCAUGGUUUGGGGUUCUCAAAUGCUGUCUUUAGAAGAUGUUGUUUCGGUGUCAUACUGCCCUAACCUUCGACAUUUCACUGUUCAUUCAUAUCCCCCUAGAAAGGCUUCUUGUGGUCUUUCUUGUUUAUUAAAAACUCGAAGAAGUCGCAAAGAUUUUCGCUUUGUAGCCUCCUCUCCUGAUGAAGCACUUCAAUGGGUUAGUGCAUUUGCAGAACAGCAAUGUUUUGUGAAUUUGUUGCCACAUCCCCUGGGUUCUUUGAAGAAGCAGGCAACUGAGAUGGUUAUUAAUGAAUUUCCUCCUGAAUCGUAUAUAAGAUGUAAAACUCCUCCUAAGGUGCUUGUGAUUUUAAACCCACGAUCUGGACGAGGUCGUUCAAGUAAAGUGUUUCAUGUCAUGGCUGAACCUAUAUUCAAGCUUGCUGGAUUUAACAUGGAAGUAGUGAAAACAACAUCUGCUGGCCAUGCUAGAAAACUUGCUUCCACUGUUGACUUCAGUACUUGCCCAGAUGGUAUUAUAUGUGUUGGAGGUGAUGGAAUAGUGAAUGAGGUAUUAAAUGGUUUACUUUGUAGGACUGACCAGAAAGAAGCAAUAUCAAUUCCAAUUGGAAUCAUACCUGCUGGUUCAGAUAAUUCUUUGGUUUGGACUGUUCUUGGUGUUAGGGACCCCAUUUCUGCUGCAAUAGCCAUAGUCAAGGGAGGUCUUACCGCAACAGAUGUUUUUGCUGUUGAGUGGGUUCAAAGUGGUGCAAUUCACUUUGGGAUGACAGUUUCUUAUUUUGGCUUUGUUAGUGAUGUUUUGGAACUGUCUGACCGGUACCAGAAGCGAUUUGGUCCUUUGCGAUACUUCAUUGCUGGUUUCUUCAAAUUCUUGUGUUUGCCAAAGUACAACUAUGAAGUGGAAUAUCUUCCCGCGUCAAAAGAAGCAACUGAAGACGGGAAAGCUUUGGCUGACAGGGAAGUUAUUGAUAUGUCAGAGCUGUACACUGACAUCAUGACGAGAUCAAGCAAGGAAGGCCUUCCCAGAGCCUCUAGCUUAUCAAGCAUUGAUUCAAUAAUGACUCCAAGUAGAAUGUCUGGAGCAGACUUGGAUACUACCUGCAGUAGCACCGAGCCAUCUGAGUAUGUACGUGCCAUAGAUCCAAAAUCUAAACGGUUAUCUGCUGGAAGAAGCCACCAAUCAACUACUGAACCAGAAGUUAUCCAUCCGCAACUUCCUCUUUCUGCAACUACAAACUAUCCCAGGACUAGGUCAAAGUCUAGGACUGAUAAAGGAUGGAUGGGAUUGCCUGCUACAAAUGAUCCCACUAGAUGUUCUUGGGGAAAUAUUGCAACACAUGAUAAAGAGGAUAUUUCAUCCACAAUAUCAGAUCCUGGUCCAAUUUGGGAUUCAGAACCAAGAUGGGACUCUGAACCUAAUCAUUGGGAUGUCGAAAACCCUAUUGAAUUGCCAGGGCCAGUGGAAGACACUGAAGAUGUUGCUCAGAAGGAGAUGUUCAUAAAGCCUGAGGAGAAAUGGGUCACUACAAAAGGUCAAUUUCUUGGUGUUCUUGUAUGCAACCAUUCAUGUAGAACGGUUCAAAGUGUGGUGAGUUCACAGGUUGUGGCCCCCAAAGCUGAGCAUGAUGAUAGCACAUUAGAUUUAUUGAUGGUUCACGGGAGUGGGAGGCUAAAGCUUUUGAGAUUUUUCUUGCUUAUGCAAAUGGGUCGACACCUUUCACUGCCAUAUGUUGAAUAUGUUAAGGUAAAAUCAGUUAAGCUUAAGCCCGGAAAGCACACACACAAUGGCUGUGGUAUUGAUGGCGAACUUUUUAGCGUUAAUGGACCAGUCAUCUCAUCCAUACUUCCUGACCAGUGCCGGCUUAUUGGUCGCUCGACCAAUAGUAAUAAAUGAUGGACACAUGUCAUCAUCCCUUUACACUGGAUUCUUAGCUAUGUUAAUACUCUGGUUCACCUCUCAUAACAGAUCUCAGAGCGCACUUUGUAAUGGCAAAAACUUUUGGUUUUUUGGUUUGCAAGCUGAAGCCCCUGUAAAUUUUGCUA